Epithele typhae is the source of this 1017-nucleotide messenger RNA. Its product is annotated as Alpha/Beta hydrolase protein. Lineage: Eukaryota; Fungi; Basidiomycota; Agaricomycetes; Polyporales; Epitheliaceae. Gene Ontology annotation, molecular function: hydrolase activity. Bases 1 to 1017 code for a protein of 338 amino acids. The transcript has 8 exons. The record is from RefSeq and is a predicted model, not a curated record.
AUGGCAUACAACUACCUCGCCGCGCCUGACGCAGAACUCGCCCCAAUGCUUGAGUCUCUGUCUGGGCCGAAACUCCCACACGGCUUCAUCAAGUCGGAUAUCAACGCUUACAGGGCUAUGAUCCAAGACUUUGGGAAAUCUGUGAGCAAAUCCGAAUCCCCAACUCCUCCUGAUUCUCUCGUAGUCGCAGGACACUCUGUUACAGUGGAGGAAGGGUCGAUCCUGGUGCGCACCUAUCGACCAAUGGAUCCCCUGGAUGCGAAGUUACCUCUUGUUGUUUGGACGCAUGGCGGAGGACUCGUGUUUGGCAACCUCGACAGCAGCGACGGAGUGUGUCGAGUCCUCGCUCACGAUCUCAAACUGUCGGUAGUCAAUGUGGAGUACAGACUGGCGCCGGAAUUCCCUCAUCCCAUUCCAUUAGAUGAUUCUUACACCGCGCUGAAAUGGGCGGUCAAGAACUCCGACGCGUUGGCCGCAGAUCUUUCGAAGGGCGUCAUCGUGGGCGGCACGUCUGCUGGAGCGUACCUCGCUGCUGCCAUGGCGCAGCGCGCGCUCGCCGACCCCUUCUUCGCUGCCCACGGAACGAAGGUCUCCGGCCAGGUGCUCCAGAUCCCGAUGCUCUGUCACCCCGACGCGCUGCCCGAAUCGGCGAACUUGACCUCGUACGAGCAAAACGCGGAGGCGCCGAUGCUCUCCACCAACACCAUGCGGGAGAUUUACGGUGGGUGGACUGUCCCCGGGAACCCGUCGGACCCUGAGCUCUCUCCGCUCCUCCGGCCGUCGCUGGAGGGCCUUGCUCCCGUGUACAUGCAGGUCACAGGGCUAGAUCCCCUGCGCGACACCGGACUGGUGUAUGCGGAGCGCCUCCGCGAGGCCAACGUCCCCCUCAAGCUUGAUCUCUAUCCGGGUGCGCCGCACGGAUUUCACGUUGCGUUCUCGCAGACCAAGCUGGCGCAACGGUGGGCGCGAGAGAGGAUGGAAGGGGUGCGGUGGCUUCUGGCUCAGGGAAACGCGUGA